UGCUGGAUCUCCUAGUGACCUGCUGUUCUUUCCUGCCUUCCUGCGUCUUUUUUUGGGUUCAGAUUAAAAACAGCUCUUGGGUGCUCUUGUUUCUUCUUGCUUUUUUUCUACAGAAAACACCGAGGCUGCUUCACCGAGGGUUUCUUCUCUUCUUCUAGAUCGAGAGUCGUGGGUAGAAACACAGAGCAGACAGAGCUUGUUUGUAAAUUUGGAUGAGGGACCGUGUUUAUGUUUGUGUCCCUUUUGGUGGAAGGGAUGAAGAACGGGGCCACAUAGAUACCAGGACUAAUUCUCAAGUUGACUUGGCCGCCUGUGCAAUGCAUGGGAACUCGGAGUGACAAACAGCCAGCCAGAGAACAACAAGAGUGCGACUUUGGCACUGCAAGCAGGAGCAGAAAGAAAGCAAAAGAGUAGAAGAAGAGAGUCAGACUGCUUUGUGAUGAUGGACACUCUGAUGGACUGACUGAGCUCUGCUGUCAGAAUUCUGACUGCUUCUCUUCUCUUCUGGAGUGACCUGGAGGGAGAGUACUCCAAGCAAGCACGGACCAGAGACGUGACUUUUGGAUUUCCUCGUCUCCGGUGGAGAGUAGGAGGUAUAUCUGGUUUGGAGGGUGUCCUGGGCUCGACCCUGGCCGUUUAGUGGACCGUGGCGGUGGCGUCUUCUCUUCCGUUCCGGGACAACAAAAAUGUACCCGCAGGGACGGCACCCGGUCCCUCUGCAGCCCGGCCAGUCCUUCAAGUUCACAGUCUUGGAGACACUGGACCGCAUCAAGGAGGAGUUCCAGUUCCUCCAGGCACAGUACCACAGCCUGAAGCUGGAGUGCGAGAAACUGGCGAGUGAGAAGACAGAGAUGCAGAGGCACUACAUCAUGUACUAUGAGAUGUCCUAUGGAUUGAACAUUGAAAUGCACAAACAGGCUGAGAUUGUGAAGCGGCUCAGUGCUAUCUGUGCUCAGAUCAUCCCCUUCCUCUCUCAGGAGCACCAGCAGCAGGUGGUACAGGCAGUGGAGAGAGCCAAGCAAGUCACAAUGGCAGAGCUCAACGCCAUCAUUGGGCAGCAGCAGCUCCAGCACCUCUCCCACCACACCCCUGGCAUCCCACUCACACCCCACCCAUCAGGCCUCUCCCUGGGGGGCAGCUCAGGGCUGCUGGCCCUCACUGGGGCCCUGGGGGUCCCACCCCACCUGGCCUCCAAAGAUGAGCGGAACCUGCUAGAUCCGGAACACCUGAGAGAAGGAGCGCCGAGCAGGAGUAAGUCGGUGUCCUCAACGGACAGCCAGCCUGUGGAGGAACGGCAGGGUCCCUCGGGGGGUUACUCGGCUCAGGGCGGUGCCGAUGGCAAGAGGAGGCGCUGUGAGGAAAAAGAGACGCUUCCGUCACACUAUGACAGCGACGGGGAAAAGAGCGAGGACAACUUGGUGGUGGAUGUUUCCAACGAGGAUCCCACUUCUCCAGCCGGUAGCCCGCCAAACUCUCCUCAUGGUAAUGGGCUUGAUCGAGCACCCACCCUCAGGAAAGAGCUGCCCAGGAGCCCCAGUCCCCCCAAUGCCCCUGGGUCACCGCCAGCUCGCAGCCCCACACCAAGCAAGGCCAAGGAUCCAGCACAGGCAGACAAAUCCCAGUCCCCCUGCUCAAAAUCAAGCACCCCUUCCCCAUCGCACCGAGAGGCCCUGACCCCGGGACCACCUGGGCCGAGCACUUCCUGCCUGCGCCUGGUCACCAAGCCCGCCUCAUCGGCCGACCCCCUCGCCCUACGAAGCCCACUCUCUGUGCCCCCUGGCUCGUACCCGGCCCAUUUUGGUGUGGUGUCCCAUGCCAGCCUCAAUGGGGAGCUUGCCAGCCCCGGCAGCUUUGGCGGGGCCCUCACCUUGUCCCCGCAGAUCAGCGUCGGCGCCAGCGCAUACACGCGUAGCCCCAUGGCAUAUGAAUCUCGAUCCCACCUCAGGCCCCCGGGGCUGUCCUCUGCGCUACCCGGAACCACAGGGGGCAAGCCCGCUUACUCUUUCCACGUGAGCGCAGACGGGCAGAUGCAGCCGGUCCCCUUCCCCCCCGACGCCCUGCUGGGCCCCGGCAUCCCUCGGCACGCUCGGCAGAUCCACACGCUCAACCACGGGGAAGUGGUGUGCGCCGUCACCAUCAGCACCUCCACCCGGAACGUGUACACCGGCGGCAAGGGCUGCGUCAAGGUGUGGGACAUCAGCCAGCCCGGCAGCAAGAGCCCCAUGGCACAGCUGGACUGUCUGAACAGAGAUAAUUACAUCCGGUCGUGUAAGCUCCUUCCUGAUGGGCGGACCCUGAUCGUCGGAGGGGAAGCGAGCACGCUGUCAAUCUGGGACCUAGCCACGCCCACACCCCGCAUCAAGGCGGAGCUGACGUCUUCCGCCCCCGCCUGCUACGCGCUGGCCAUCAGCCCCGACAACAAGGUCUGCUUCUCCUGCUGCAGCGACGGCAACAUCGUGGUGUGGGACCUGCAUAACCAGACCCUGGUCAGGCAGUUCCAGGGCCACACGGACGGGGCCAGUUGCAUCGACAUCUCCAACGACGGGACCAAGCUGUGGACGGGGGGGCUGGACAACACCGUGCGCUGCUGGGACCUGAGGGAGGGGCGGCAACUGCAGCAACACGACUUCACCUCCCAGAUCUUCUCUCUUGGGUACUGUCCCACUGGGGAGUGGCUCGCCGUUGGGAUGGAGAGCAGUAACGUGGAGGUGCUGCACGUCUCCAAGCCCGACAAGUACCAGCUGCACCUCCACGAGAGCUGUGUACUUUCUCUCAAGUUCGCCUACUGCGGCAAGUGGUUUGUGAGCACAGGCAAGGACAAUUUGCUAAAUGCGUGGAGGACCCCCUAUGGAGCCAGCAUAUUCCAGUCGAAAGAGUCCUCCUCAGUCCUCAGCUGCGACGUCUCUCCAGAUGAUAAAUUCAUCGUCACUGGGUCUGGCGACAAAAAGGCCACGGUGUACGAGGUGGUGUACUGAGGCCAGGACUGUGGCAGGGGCAGGGGGGAUCAAUGGACAAACCACAGCUCCCAUACGGCUCGGCUUCGACCUCCAGAUUCCAGCUCUUUAACGUCCCCACAGUCACCCCGGCUUUCAGCUGCCUCCUCUCCCCCCUCCCCUCCCCUCCUCCACCAACCACCAUCACCACUACCUUGGACCGAAGCAGGAGAAAGGGAUGCAUUGUGGGUAAUUAGUGCUGUUUCCUGAUUAAGAGCUCAAUGGAGGGGAUCCCCCAGAGGGGGCCGUGCGUUGCUCUGGGGCCCAGGCUGAGGAACACUGAUACCAGACAAUCGAUUCAUUAGUCCGUCAGUCACACGGUAAUGAGGCAGAUGCAGGCCACCCUCCCUGGGGACAUGGCGCUGCUCAGUCCUGGGCCGGGGGGUGGGGGGGCUAUCUUCUGAAGAGACGCUUGUAUACAGGGAGGUUCACGCAAGCUCUUCAUCCGAUUAAGUAUUAAUAUUGCAGCUCACAGUCUAACUCCCUCACAUUUACUUUAUGUCUGUCUUCUGAGGCCAGCGGAGACUUCCCAGCCAGUUAAGUGCCACAAACGUCAAGUAGUUACAGUAGCAUCUUAUUGUCAUUUUCUAUACACUUAAAGGUACAACGAGCAAUGGUUCCUGCUCCUUGCAUAUACACAGGUUGACGGAGCUGUCAUUUGUAAAUUUCACCUGCACCGCAAACUUUAAAUGAUAGAAAUUCUAAUUAUAUAAUUUUAUAUAAAUGCAUAUAAAAUUAUAUAUGAAUAUAUAUUUUAAAAAAUUAAUUCAGUUUUUCAGGGGGUCAGUGGCUGUAAAACGUGGCUGGUAGUCAUUUUAGAUUAAAAUCUGCUGCAGAGAAACAGUAAAAUUGUCAACUUGUCCUUGUCAGGAUCACAGUAUUCCAGUCUUACGAAGGCAGUUGAAUCAUAUUGUCUUAUAUUUGAUUUUUUUUUUUUUAUACAGCUGCUGGCCCUCAGAGUAAUCUCACCCAAUACCCAAGUUUUAUCAGCGAAGCUUUCAGCACCAGACCACCUGUAUUCUGUGUUAUAGUUGCAGACAAUCUGUUUGUCACGACAACAAUGGUGGGAAGACACAAAAAUGCAAACGUUUUAAGUAGAAUCUAUUGCACACCAACGCAAGUCUUUAAGGGGAAUUAUUGCUCUUUAUCCCUGUGCUGGUUAAAGGUGGCAGCUCCUUAUGUGAAGAUGGAGAGGUUAUUCUACUUUUUUUUUAAACUAGAACUGAUGUCACUGUACUAUAUAUAAAAAAUUGUGUGCAUUGCUACUUGUGUUUCAUUCGGUCUAUGGUGAGAAUGCAGCUCGCGCUGUAGGUUUCAGUUGUUGAGCAGGAGCUAAGUGUCACCGGGCUUAAGAAGGUGGCUCUUCCCAACACCUGGCACCUCCCCCGCCUGCCACCGAUCCAUCGUUCGCACCCGUCAUUCAAGAGUCCCCUGCCUUUGAUUGCCUAUGAAUUUUCAAGUUCUUAUUUAGUACUCUUCAAAAAGCCAAGGAUCUUUUCAAAGUGCACUGUGUUUCCUUCCUGUCGCGUUUCCCAUGUGUUGUAAAAGAAAUAAAAACUGUAUGUUGACCUUU
Messenger RNA from Scleropages formosus (Asian bonytongue), 4566 nucleotides. RefSeq names its product TLE family member 2, transcriptional corepressor b (gene tle2b). The transcript is spliced from 20 exons. Gene Ontology annotation, molecular function: transcription corepressor activity; protein binding. Gene Ontology annotation, biological process: regulation of DNA-templated transcription; negative regulation of canonical Wnt signaling pathway. The record is from RefSeq and is a predicted model, not a curated record. Bases 687 to 2975 code for a protein of 762 amino acids. Gene Ontology annotation, cellular component: transcription regulator complex; nucleus. Lineage: Eukaryota; Metazoa; Chordata; Actinopteri; Osteoglossiformes; Osteoglossidae.